UUUCUUUGGUUGCUCCUCGUAUUGUUGAAAUUCCGUGCACGCUUCUUCCUCUGUACCAAAAUCUUCCCGCUGCACUCCUCGUUCCUCCAGGUGCUCAUCAGUAAGCCAUCAAAAGCCAGUGAUUACGAUGAGGACGAGCUUGAUGACAGCGAUCAAAGCUCUGAUGGGGACGUGGAGCCGGAGGAGAAAGAUGGAGAACAAGUGGAAGAGCCGGAGAGCCGGUUCGGAGUCACGCCUUUCCUGAGUGGAGUGAUUCCUGCCGGCAGACUGAGAGCCAGGAGGAAACCUGCUGGGUGUCAGGCACAGGGACUCAUACAGGUAAACGGUAAAUCCUACAAUCAGGCCAGACUGCUGCUUGGAAACAUCGGAUCUCUGCAUCCAGCCAAUCGCCUUGCAGCGUACGUCACAGGCCGACUGCACACUCCAGGUGACGCUUCUCACAAAAACUCUCAGAAACCAAACGCUUCGCAAAAAAGCAGCCUUCCCGGAGGUCUUCAUGUGAAAGCUGGAGGCUCAAUCGUCCCUCCGUUUAUCACUGCAAGGAAAACUACGCAUCUGAAGGCAGCAGCACAGCCUCCAGCUCAGUCGUUCCAGCGGGACUCUUGGAUGAAGGGAUCCUCCAGUUUACAGCAACCUUCACAAACCUUCUCCAGCAUCAAACCGGUCCAGUCCUUCGCUUCAAGCCAUCGCAGCUCCACGUCUUCGCCCGUCUCCCUCACCGUCUCCCCGGCGCUGAAAAGCCCCAGCUUCCUGGGUCAGAGUGGGACUUACUCCUUCAGGAUCUGCCCUCCGUCCAGCCAGGGCAGCGCAGACCAGAAGCUCCCCGGCGUCUCACUGCCGGGGGGCUUCACCCUCAUUCAGCUUCCUAAACCGGAAGCUGACUCGCUGCAGUCAGAACCCCAAAGCACUACAAACACUCCGCCGCAGAAGGAAGGCGCGCUUGAUUUCAGCCGCCUGGCGGCUGAGCUGAUCGGUUUGAACAGCCGGGAAAAAAUGAGGAGGCUACUGAGCAGCAAACCGGAGGAGUCUGGAUCCUCCUCUCAGCGGAUCUGUGAGGAGAAGACGGCGUCAGAUGGGAGGAGGCUGACGGUGAAGCAGGAGGAGUCCAGCAUAGACGUGGCUUCAGAGGACUUCAGCUCCGACUCGUCAGACUACAGCGGAGACGAAGAUGAGCGACUCGUGGACGUGGAGACCGUAGAACAAAACCCAGGAACGUACAUCGCUAAGAUGAGGGAGGCUUUGCAGGACUCACGAGACUCCAGCGAUGGUUUAGGGAGGGAGCUCAGCAUCCAGGAUCAAGUGUUUCAUGAACACAGUGAGUCCGGGGACAGGAAGAAGCGCAAGAACCACUCGGUGCUGGAAAGGCAAAGACGCUCUGAGCAGAGAUUCCUGUUCGACAAACUCCAGGUCGUCCUUCAGAGCGACCCCCGGGCGCCCAGACUUCGGCUUCUCUCUCUGGCGCAGAAAGAAAUCCAACAACUGGUGAAGACCUCCAGAUGUCUGGAGGAGAGGAAGGAGAUGCUGGCUAAGAUGCAGGCUGUGUAUCUGGUGACGCUUUCCCGCCUCACUGGGAAGCCGGAGUCUCUGAUCAAAGACAAGCUGAUGCACAUCUGCGAGAGACAGAAGAGGAGAGAGAGGUCCAUGAAACUGAAGCCCUUCUUUUCCCAGCUGCUGCAGUCCAGAGCUGCGUUUCUGCAGGCCAAUCCCUCCGAGGCUCCGCUCCAGCCCCGGCCCAUCUUCAGGCCUCCGCCUCAGGCCAACCCGCCCACGCCAUCAGUCGACCACAACGUCCAGCAGGUGCUCGCCUUGCUUCAGCCCAUACGACCCAAACCUCUGCUGACACUCGUAAACGCUCCAGCGUCGCCUCUACAGCCUCGAGUGGCGCUCUCUCCGGCCCAGACUGAAGUCAGAACGCCUCCGUCGCAGGUGGAGCCUCAGCCAGGCGAACCUGUGGCCUCAGCACAAGUCAGUCCGACGAAGGUGGAGAGCAAACAGGAAGCAAAGAAGGGUCCAGACAAGGUGGCCAAGCCUCAAGCAGAGCCUGAAACAGAACCUCAAGCGGAGCCUCAAGUUACAGCUACACCUCCGGUCCCUGCAGCCAAGGGAGCCUCAAAGCCCAAAAGCACCAAGUCCCAACCUCAGCCUCCACAGCCUGUUCCCCUUCCUCUGUUUCGCACCAAGAACGGCCGAAUCAUCCUUCCUUCGUCGCUAAAGCCACUGGGUAACGGCUUCUACACCCUCAUGGUCAUGACGGCCAAGAAGGACGGAGAGGCGGGUGCAGCUAGCGCUCCGGCUAACGGUCAGCCCUCUGACGUGGACUCAUCCAAGAAUCAAGAGAAAACCUGCUCUGGGUCUGACGACAAACCUCCAGAUCCAGAAACCAGCCGCAUCCCAGAGGACAAGACUGCAUCUUCAGAUUGUGCUCCAGUCGUACCGGCCUACCCUCUGGCCAAGCUUGCCAACCUCAACAAAUCGAUCCGUGUGCCUUUGGUGGAUCUGAAAGAUGCGGAGAAAAGCCAAGAACAGCCAACGCAAGGGGUUUCGUCUCCGGUCGAGUCCGACGCUGUUGUGGCCUGUCGCAGGGGAAGACCUCGAAAGACCCGCCGUGCCCACGUGGACGACUCCGAAACCAGCCCGGAGGAGGCCAAGGACGACAAAGAUAAAAGGUCCACGCAGGUUAAAAAGACCAAGAGGAAAGCAGCGGAGGAGGAGGAGGAGGAGGAGGACGAAGCAGCUGAUCACUCCAUGCCGGCCAAACGAAGCAGAGGAAGGCCUCUGAAAAAGAAGCCGCCUCAGCCGCGGAGUCUCAGAGCUGCAGCCAAGCGAGCGGCGAGCAGCUCAGCAGACAGGAGCGCGACGCGGCCGCUAACGCGAGGCGCUUUAGGAAAAGACUUCCCCAGCGCCAAGAAACGCUCCUGGAUCGACAUAGAGAAGGAACUGGACCCCGACAUCGAAUCGGAGUAGCCCCUCGCAGCCUCCAAACACCAGCGACCUCAGCUAGUCUCACACUGGAAGCGUCGGUUUGAGCCUCGGAAAGCUUCACCAAACGUGCCUGUCCGGAAAAGCCAAAAAAGGAGCAGCGGCGCUCGAUUCGGCGCAAAACUCAGCGGAAAUUCUUUCAUGCGACAGACAGAAUAUGAAAUAGCAUUAAGUGACCUUCUGAAUGUAUGAAACUGAAAUCAGUUGUGGUGUUUUCUAUACACGUGUGUUUGCUUUUUGUUUCCCCACAAACAUUAGUUUCAGUCGCUGAUCUGUCUUAUGCAAACUAAACCGGUACAGAUCGGAUUUAAAUGUCAUCAGACAACAAACUGCUUUAACUCUGUGUCGUUUUACUGAGCUGUGCUGUCUUUUGGGAGUGUUUUUUGGGGGUUUUGUCACUAACUCAGUGGAAAUCAUUUUGUAGCUGCACUUUAAAGUUUUGGUAGAAACCACCCACGUUGGAGGAACAUUAUUGGUCUGAGUGUUUUAGUUGAUUCAUAGUAAUUAUACAUAUAAACCUGGUGUGUCACAAGCAAUCACGAUUAGCCAUAUAUUGUAUGUAUGAAAAUAACCCCUGUGAAUAUUGUACUUGUUUGUUUUUUUUUGCAUUAUGUUUUGAAACACUGGUUUCUUGUUACGUCAUUCGAAUGAAUGAGAUCUUCUGUCCUUGAAUAUUAAUAAAAGCAACAUUUAUUAUUGGAACCAGCA
Messenger RNA from Stegastes partitus (bicolor damselfish), 3687 nucleotides. RefSeq names its product muscle M-line assembly protein unc-89-like. The transcript has 9 exons. The record is from RefSeq and is a predicted model, not a curated record. Gene Ontology annotation, molecular function: protein dimerization activity. NCBI's taxonomy places the organism in Eukaryota, Metazoa, Chordata, Actinopteri, Pomacentridae. The annotation marks the transcript as partial.